UCAAGUGACAUUAAUGGCAUAGCAAUUCGCAAAAACUUUUAUCAAUUUGAGCUUUUUAUGUAAUAAACAAAGGAGGGGAGAAUAUCGAUCAACCAUUUUCUAACAAAGUUCCGGAAGAAAGUAAUGGCUUUACUCUCUGGGACUGUGUACUGGAAGAGUGAGCAUUAGAUCUGCUGCUGGUCAAUUGUCGGUGGCGGCCAAACCCUCCAUGGCUGCAGUCUUUGGUUCAAUGGUUCCACUCCAUUUCUUUGCCAGAAUCUCAGGUCUUGUAGUCGCAGGUUUGGUACUCCUCUGGUCCCUUGCCUUCAAUUCUAGCUUUCUUCCUCACUCAUCCUCUCAAGAAGACCUUAUCUAUGCGGUUCUUCAUCCUUUGCUAAUGGUGAUUGGCUUCAUCCUCAUCAGUGGAGAAGCAAUUUUAGUUCACAAGUGGCUGCCUGGUUCAAGGAAUUUGAAGAAAUCAGUGCAUUUGUGCCUUCAAGGAGUGGCUUUGGCUUGUGGGGUUUUUGGGAUUUGGACAAAGUUUCAUGGGAAUGAUGGGAUUGUGGCUAAUUUCUUUAGUCUCCAUUCUUGGAUGGGUUUGAUCUGCAUUUCUUUGUUUGGAGCCCAGUGGGUAAUGGGUUUCUUGAGCUUUUGGCACCGGGGAGAGGGGCGCGCUGCGAGGGCAAGAGUGUUGCCAUGGCACAUCUUCCUGGGACUCUACACAUAUGGAUUGGCAGUAGCAACAGCAGAGACUGGGUUAUUGGAGAAGCUAACAUUCUUACAGUCGAAGAGAAACGAUGCAUUUAAACACUCUUCAGAAUCCAUGGUUGCUAAUAGUCUUGGAUUGGGGUUGGCACUGCUUUGUGGGAUUGUAGUUUUAGCUGCUGUCUCUCCAAAGUACCAACAUUUUCAGAAUAAAAUUGUGUACUUGGAAUCAGAUACCAAAUUCUUGUCUUCUUGAUAUACGUUGGAUCCAUGCUAUGAAUCACCUUCCUUUGUAUACUUUGUCAUGUACAUAGAGCAAAUGUGCUGUUGACUGUUGUUGAUGA
Messenger RNA from Tripterygium wilfordii, 1028 nucleotides. Its product is annotated as probable transmembrane ascorbate ferrireductase 4. Bases 209 to 940 code for a protein of 243 amino acids. The transcript is spliced from 4 exons. NCBI's taxonomy places the organism in Eukaryota, Viridiplantae, Streptophyta, Magnoliopsida, Celastrales, Celastraceae. The record is from RefSeq and is a predicted model, not a curated record. Gene Ontology annotation, molecular function: oxidoreductase activity.